Molecule: messenger RNA, 1668 nt
Organism: Oppia nitens
Lineage: Eukaryota; Metazoa; Arthropoda; Arachnida; Sarcoptiformes; Oppiidae
Exons: 2
Coding region: 43-1467 (474 amino acids)
Source: RefSeq, a predicted model, not a curated record
GAAUUGAAUUGAAAAUCAAUACAAUAUAUUGAAUAGAAUUGAAUGAAAAUCACGACAUAUAUGACAACAGCUAAGGACUCGUUUGAUCGCUUCGGCGAUGAUUUGUGUCAACUAUUGCUUCAAUAUUUUCAAAUGGAUGACAGAUUAAGACUACAAUCGGUGUCCAAACAGUGGUUGGCAUUGAUAUUCACAACACAAACGGAUCUCGUAUUUGAUGACAAACUAUUGAAAUUGUUUGGUAUGAAUUCAUUCUUUAAUAAGAAACAGACUUUGAAAUUGUUUAAAUCAAUUGUCAAAAAGUGUCCAAACAUUACAACAGUCACUAUAAAUGAUUUUACUGCCGAUUACUUUAAGUUAUUAACUAAUAAUAAGUACUGUUCCCGAUUGACACACAUUAGUCUUAACCACAACUAUUAUCACUAUCACAACAGUUAUGGCAAAUCAUUUGUUUUAUUUUGUCAGCGAUUUGGUCAACAAUUGCAGACAUUCAAGAUUAACGGCAAAAGCAUCAAAGGUGGCGAUGAAUUGUUUCAUAAAUGUAUUGAUAGUUUUAGAAAUUUGAAGACAUUGGACAUCACUACACGGGAUAGAAGUAUGGGAUUGGAUGUUAUAUUUGCUGACAAUAAGUCGUAUAUAUUACCGAAAACUAUGCAAUCAUUAACACUUGGAUUGGACAACAACUUUAUCAAAUUGUUUACUAAAUUUACAGAUAUUUAUGGCCAACAAAUCAAAUCAUUGAAUCUAUUAGUUUAUGAUAAACUUAAAGAUGAACACAACUUUAAGACACUGACAGCUGGUUUGUCACAAAUGCAACAAUUGAAACAACUGGCCAUUAGUUUGCCCGUAGAUUUUGGCACCGAUCAAACUAUUCAACUGUUGACAACAAUUGGCCGCCGGUGUAGACAAGUGAUAGAGUUUAGCUAUACAUCGAAAGUGUCGGGGAUUGACUUAAACAAAAUAUUUGUGUCAAUCGCUGAACAUAUGUCACCACAAUUGAGACGAUUAUCAGUGGAUUGUUAUCACAAAUAUGACGAACAGUUUCCACUGACCAGCGAUUCGUUAAAACGAUUGCAUCGAUUGACACAUUUAACACUUCAUGUAUACAAUUGGCUGAUAAUCGGUGACUGUUUUUUGAGUAAUCUUCACCGCAAUCUUCCGCGACUACAGUAUAUUAAAUGUGACUAUUUGUCCAUCACUCAGAAGUCCAUCACUGCUUUGGGACAGUUGGCUCAUCUGAUGGAUGUCUAUCUCUUGUGCGAUAUAAACAAACUGAAAACAAGUGAAUCAUUUCUAACCAAUCAUUUAGUUAUUAGUAGUAAAUAUAUGAAGAACUUGUUUAUUACCUAUUGGUCAUCAAAUGAGUCAAAACGGUUUAUUUAUGGCAAAUAUCUUAAUGAUUAUAAUCUUAAUGUUAAUUACCGGAAGCGUAUAUUCAGUAGUGAUAGUAGUAGUGAUAAAAGUUAUUGAGUGGUAGAAGUAGUAGUAGUAGUAGUAGUAGUAGUAGUAGUAGUAGUAGUAGUAGUAGUAGUAGUAGUAGUAGUGGUAGUAGUAGUAGUAGUAGUAGUAGUAGUAGUAGUGGUAGUAGUAGUUAUAACAAUGAUUGAGAUAACCGUAAGCUAUGAUUUAGAUUUUUGUCGCUAAUGUUAAUAAUAAUAUUAUCUCUGUUUA